AUUGACGUUUUUGUUAUUCACAGUAGACUUAUAAGACUUGUGCUACAAAAUCUGUCUAGUGUGUGAAUCUGAGAGAGGGAGUGUUCAUUAUCCAGAACAGCAUCAGAAGGCAGUUUCCUGACGGGAACAGCGAGGGGGAGGAGAGACUGGACAAGGGGGAACGGGAGAAUCGUUUAGACAGGACUCACUAGCCUGUGCUAGUUUGUUACUUUGGUCCUACUAAAUAGUUUACAUGUAUUAUUUCUUUGUCCUGUGUGGAUGCUGACAGACUCAUGGACGACUCCCGAACAGCAUCAUGCAAGUCCUGUAUCAAGGUUUACCUGUGUUCUAAUCCAGAAGACUCUGUUGUGGAACGCAGGGCUCUGAGAGAAAGUGUGUUUCCCAGGCUGAGGGAGCACUGCAGACACACACACGGACUGGACUUCAAGGUGAUAGACCCUUAUGAGGCAAGUGAUCCCAGAACCGGGCCAGACCAACAGACUAGACAACAGCUACUACAGGCGUGUAGAGAAAGCUCUGACGGACCCUACCUAGUGGCUCUGGUGGGGGCACAGUAUGGUACUGUGUGUUUACCUGCCCAGGUGGAGGUGGCAGAGUUCCACAUGCUGCUCCAGGUGUGCCAGCGAGCGGGCAUCAGUACCCGCGCUCUAGAGAAGGCAUACCUGAGAGACGAGAAUACAAUACCCCCGUCCUUCUGUCUGCAACGACAGACACACAUUCACACACAGCUGCACCCCGACAAACAGACAGAUGAAAAGACAGGAGAAAUGGGUGUUGAAGAGGAGGAGGAGAUGAGGAAGGUCUUGCAGGCUGCUGUGAGUCAGUGUGUUCAGGGGGGUCUCCUAACAACCCUAGGAUACUACAGGUCAGCUCUCGACACAGACCUGCGAUUCGCUCUGGAGAAUUGUCCUAGACGUGACAUCAAACGCUGCCUGGUCUAUGUCAACAAGAUCUCCAAUGGGCGGGGCCAGAGUGAGGGGGCAAACCAACCCCCUAAAGAGCCGCUCCUACACCCCUAUCCUCCACUCAAGGCUCUGUCCGAUGACAGCCUCCUGUCCCAGCUCUGUGACCACUUCCUGCCCAGCCUGGUGACUUCCUGUCAGCUCCUGGUGUACACCACAACUUCGGAAUGCGACCCUCGUCAUGGUUACACCCCCGCCAGGAGGAGGAGCUAUGCGGAGGGUCUCUGCCAGCAGCUUUAUUCCGACCUCCUGGCUCUGAUUGACAGCUCUGUCGCCAUGGGAAUGGGCAAGUCAGUAUCGUCACCUCAUUCUGAUGAUGCUUUGACCAGAGAGCAGGCUGAGCAGGAGGAGCUGUGUUCUCUCUAUUCCCGUCUCUAUGACAACAAUCAGCCAGAGGAAGAGGAAGUCAGGUCUUACCUGGAGCAGAGGGACACACAACACCCACUAGUGGUCGUAGGAGGGCCGUGCACAGGGAAAACUGUGCUGCUGGCACAUUGUGCACAGCAGGUGAGGUCAUGGCUGAGCGACAUGGAUCCCGUGGUGAUUAUCCUGUUCACCAGCCUGUCAGUCAAUCUCUCACCUAGACAUCUUCUCUCCAGCCUGUGCCACCAGAUAGCCCACAGAUACAACCGUAACCCUGAGCCCAGUAGCAGAGACCCUAACCCUACCAUCCCCCAGCUCAGACAUAACCUUUCCUCCCUUCUCUCCAUCUGUCCCUCCCCUAAACAGCCCCUGGUCCUCAUCCUUGACGGCCUAGACCAAGCUUUGACCGUCUCCGGACCCCAAACCAUCAAGUGUCUCCCUUCCCCCCUCCCUCCCAACAUCAAACUCAUGCUCUCCAUCUCCCCCACCCGAACCAAUACCCUCCACACCCUUGAACUCCAUUUCCCACAAUCCUCCUCUGCAGUUUUUGGUGUCUCAGGGUGCUGUGUGAGUGUAGAGCUGGGGCCGGUGGAGGGGAGGGGGUGUGUGAGGAUGUGUGCGUCCCUCCUGGAGGGGUCAGGAAGGAGAGUGACGUCAGGACAGCAGGGGGUCAUGAACAUGGCCCUGACCUCCUGCCCUCUGACCCUCUACGCUCGCCUCCUGCACAGACACGCCUCGCUGUGGACCUCAGCAUCAGAUGUGACUGAUGAGACCCUCCCUGUGGGUGUCCACUCCAGCAUCACAGUGUUUCUGGUUCACCUAGAGGAGAAACAUGGGUUGGUUCUGGUGUCCCGAGCCCUGAGCUACCUGACCCUCUCCAGGACCGGACUCACAGAGGCUGAGCUCUCUGACCUCCUGUCCAGUGAUGACGAGGUGCUAGCUGGGUACGUCUCGGCCAGUGAGCCCCCUCCCUCCAAGCUUAGGGUACCUGAGGUGGAAGUGGAGAGGCUGUUGUUGGAUCUGAAGGGGUUUCUGGUGAAGAGGAGUGUUGCAGGUUCUCACGUUCUAUUCUGGGUCAGUAGACAUUUUGGGUUGGUGGUGUGUGAGAGGUACCUGAGCUCCUGGGAGAUGAGGGAGGAGAUGCACACAGCGAUGGCCGACUAUUUUAAUGGUCGCUGGGCCUACGGUAGAGCCAAACCCCUGGUCAUCAGCCAGAACACAGGACUCAACCAGCCUGGGCCUGUCCCUGACACUGCCAGAAUGAAAAAAUACAUUGACAGGCAACCUCUUGGUCAACCCUAUGUGUUUAACUCUAAACCCUCCUCAUCCUCUUCCUCCCCCUCUUCUGAGCAUGUGCGAGUCAACCUGCGCAAGCUUCUGGAACUGCCCUAUCACCUGAAGGAGAGUGGCAGGUUGGAGGAGCUAGGGCGAGGUCUGAUGAUGUCACUGGAGUUCCAUCAGGCCAUGCUGAGGGCGGGGCUCCUAGGGGAUCUGGUAACCCUGCUGGAGGAUUGGGAAAGGGAGGGGGCGUCCCAGCUCAUCUUCCCCAGGGAGAGAGCUCUUCUGGCGGGCAUUCUGAGGGACUCAGCCUGUCUCCUCUGGAACUCCCCUAUGGAGCUGUCCAUGGUGAUGAAGGUCAGGCUGCUUCCUUUCCUGGGGCUCUGUCCUGAGCUGGAGGGCUAUGCUGAGGAGGUGACACAGGGGAUCAAGAAGAGGGGAAGUGGGUUAGGAGUGGUGCUCAGUCCUGCCCCCUCUACUGUACCCUCCACACAGUGUUUUCUUCCAGAGGCCAGACAGUGUCCUGUUACAGAUGCAGCGGGGACAGUGUCUGGGACUGUGGUUGUCAUACAUAGUGAUGGGUCUGCUUUGGUGUGGAGGGGUAGGGAGGCAGAGGAACUGAAACUGAGCUGUGAACCUGCGCUGAGGUUUGUAAGUGUCCGGGCUAGUGGGACUUUCAUCCUCCUCUCAACUCAGUGCAACACACAGCUCCUGUGGGAUGUGACUGGGACAACGUGUUUUCACGAUGUACGGAGUCUAGAAAGACAGGAGUCCAACUCAGACCAACACUCCAGUACCAUAGUUGAAGGGUUCCUCAUGUGUGAUGACAGGAUGUGUGUGUGGUGGAAAGGUCUGAGCUACGUGAGUGUUUCUGAAGUUUACACCAGCCGCCUCCUCACCCAUUUGCAGUGCCAGAACACUGUUAGGAGUGUGUCUUUUCCCUCUAGUGGUCAGUUUAUGUACUGUGGCCAGGAGAAAGGCACAGUGUCUAUAUUUGACACAUCUAGAGGCACUCUCAUUGCUAUCUGUUCCAGUUCAGCAGAGUCAUCAGUUAUCUCUGUGAUACUCAGUGAGGAUGAGAGGGAGAUGGCGUGUGUGGACAGCAGAGGGCACGUAUUGUUAUGGUGCAUAGAGACCAAAACACAUCCCAAACUCAAAAAAGAGUGUUGUAGUGGCAGUAGCCAUUUUGAGUUCAUCAAUACAGACCUAUCAGAAGAGAGUUGUAUUCUGCUGGUGUGUAAAAACCAGGAGAUUGUUCUCUGGGACACGUGUGACUGGGAGCAGUGGGACCAUUUCAGAGCUCCACAUGGGAAGGCCUUCUCUCAGGCAUUGUUAGCCCAGGACGGACACCUCAUCCUGGCUUCGCUAGAGGCCUGUCCCUCUGUGCUGGUGUGGAGGAUGACCACUGGUCAGUGUGUCCUGUCCUUAGAUACUGGCAGUCCUUCCCAACCCCUCUCACUGCUCAAGAUGGAGUCUGUCCUCUCCGUGGUCACACAAAAUGGCCACCUCACUACGUGGGACUCAGAUGUAAUAUGUGCUGCGGCUAUGGUCCCCAGAACUGGGGCUGGGGUGAGGGAGGUGGUGCUGGAGCCAAUGGGAGAGCGGUUCUAUGUGAUUGACGGCUCAGAGAUGUUGUGGAGGUGGAGAUUACAGACAGGAAGACCGGAGACUCACUUCCUGCACGAUGGCCCCGUGGAGAAGCUGUGUCUCUCUCCAGACGGCAGCCAUCUUGUGAGCCUCUCAGGGGAGGACGUUUACGUGUGGCAGAGCGACACGGGACAGAACCUCCACCGUAUCCAUGGCAGCAGAGCUACAGAGGUUCUGAUCACGUCAAACGGUCACAUCGGGGUGUGUGUGUCGCAGCACGGCCUGUCCAGGGUGUGGAAGCUGGCCAGUGGGGCCUUGGUCUGUAACAUUCACCUGUACCUGGCUGAUGCCCAGGUCUCACCUGAGAGCACCUUCCUGUUAGGCCGUCGUCAUGGUGACCUGCUCGCCGUCAGCCUGUGGUCUGGCACCGUCAGUAAGCGCUUCUCGUGCUCAGAACGCUAUGAACGUUCUACGGUCGUGGCCUUCCGGACCCUGCCGGAACACCCAGACUUUGUGAUCGUGAUGGCUGCCUCUGGGUCUGUUUACACAUGGAAUGUGACAGAGGAGACGGUGUGCCGACAGGUUCUGCUCCCCCAGAUGUUCCUGUGCCAGCCACAGGUCUUCCACAUGUCCUCUGAUGGGAGCUUCGCUCUGCUGUCCACUGAUGAUGACCUCAUCACCCUGCUGGACCUGCCCCAUGCCAGGCUGUGUAGGGUCAAGGCCCAGGGUCCUGUCCUCAAAGUUUGCUUGGACAACUCUGGACGCUACGCUGUCUACAUCUGCCACCCCCCUGCCCAGGAUAAUGGCUGUGCCUGUGACCUGCACACUAAGCCAUUGCUGGCAGUGGUAUCGCUGGCUGACGGGGGGAGACUGGGGGGGUUGUGUCUGUGUAAGACCCCCACAGCUCUGGCUGUGAGUGAGGAGCUGUGUGUGUAUGUGGGCUUCCAGGAUGGGUCUGUGGGCGUGUACUCCAUCUCUGACAUCACAGGGAGCGGAGGGGCUGUCAGGGAAAGGAUACAAGGGAUUGGUCGGGAGAGGCCAUGCCAGUGUGACAGUGAGCCAGUGCGAUGGUUGCCCCUAGCAACACCCAGCAUCACAUGGCCCAAGUCUUCUGCAGAGACGACCUAACAGAUCUAGGCCUGAGUCUUCUUCAGAGAUGACAUAACAGAUCUAGGCCUGAGUCUUCUUCAGAGAUGACAUAACAGAUGUAGGCCUGAGUCUUCUUCAGAGAUGACAAAACAGAUGUAUGCCUAACUUGUGUCUUUUUGGCCAGUUUCCUUCUUUAUUCAUUUAAAAAAAUGUGUCCAUUGUUACCUGUUAGUAAAUUGAUUAAUAAAUAAAAUUGAUAUUAAAAUGGUUGUUUUCUAUCCAAUAUGAAUGU
Salvelinus fontinalis (brook trout) is the source of this 5571-nucleotide messenger RNA. Its product is annotated as NACHT and WD repeat domain-containing protein 2-like. The record is from RefSeq and is a predicted model, not a curated record. Lineage: Eukaryota; Metazoa; Chordata; Actinopteri; Salmoniformes; Salmonidae. The coding region runs from base 273 to 5318 and encodes 1681 amino acids. The transcript is spliced from 9 exons. Gene Ontology annotation, molecular function: protein binding.